This is a messenger RNA of Vanessa tameamea, 3439 nucleotides long. RefSeq names its product GV1 (gene Gv1). Bases 46 to 696 code for a protein of 216 amino acids. Lineage: Eukaryota; Metazoa; Arthropoda; Insecta; Lepidoptera; Nymphalidae. The transcript is spliced from 5 exons. The record is from RefSeq and is a predicted model, not a curated record.
AAACAUUUCAGUUUGAAAGUAGCUUCAAGUUAAGGAAAAGAUAACAUGACUUCCUCGCUGAGGUUUCAGUUGCUGAUUUGCCUGAUGGUGUACGCCUCAAGCGUACAAUCAAUCAUGGUGAAGUACGGCACCAAGGAUGGACCCAUUGAGCCACCGACGCCCGAACCGCUGCCUCCGCCGCAGCCGUACCGGGCGCCAGCUCCGGUCUGGGAAGAGAGAUCAGACGAUGCACCAGACCCUAAUGCCCAUUGGAAACCUCAGCUCUUCAUACCUCAACCAAGAUACACACAGGUUAUCUUCAAUUCACCUGCACCUACUCAGCCACCUCUAAACAACGCGCAGCGCUUCGUCAAUUCAUACAAACCGACAUAUCAACCAAUCAAAGCCCAGCCGAUUCAUGACUAUUUGACACCUGCUCAAAUACUCAGUUCUAGAAGCAUACCCGGCGUCGGAAUCCGCUAUUUCGUUCCCGCUUACGUCAAUGACUUACAAGCUAGAAAGGACGAUAAAAGGAAAGAAGAUUCAAAACAUAACGAUAUUGAAACUAAUGACAUUAGUGAAACAAACCAAGAAUCCAGUUCCGAUCUGCUUUGGCAGUAUGAAAAGGAAGCCACGAAAAGAAAUCUUAGAAACACGUUAGAAGGCACAGCGAGAUCGAUCUAUGUGUGGCCGGCGUACGUGCAACCUAGGCAUUAAUAUGAAUUAGUUGUUUAUAUGCUUAGAUUUUAAAUUUAUGUAAACACCACAGAAGGUAACUUGAAUUGGUUGAUGCAGAGAGAACACCAGUAAUAGCGUUUUUAAUAUUGACUCGCAAGGAAUAAAAAAGAAACAUUAAAAACGUUAAUACCUUAUUAAGUAUAUUUGUAGUAGAUAAAAUGUUUAAGUUGUCAUAUAACUUUGACGCCAGUUUUUAUUAUUCAAUAAUAUCCUGGUUUUAUUUGAAAUUAUUACAUACAUCAGAAUUUAUAUAAAGCAAAUCAUGUCUAUAAAAAUGAUCCACAGUUCUACUAAAUUUGAACACGGUUACAAUAAAAAUAUUAUAAUUAUGUAAUAUGUAAAGUUUAACUUACGAUUUCACACCAAAAUUCAGACAUAAAAGUCAAAAAUUGCAAUCAACGGCUGAGUCACGUAUGUUUUUGUACUAAACGCUUAAAAAGAUCAUAAUUUGUUUGAUUUGAUCUUUUAUGUUUAAGUUUUGUCAUAUUUAAAGAAUUAAAAAAAAAUGUUCAUGAAUCCUAACAUGAAUAUUUAAUCUGUGGUGUUUUAGUUAGCUAGCGUAAGAUAAAAGUGCCAGAAGUUUAUCGAUAUUCAUGUACAAUUUAUGCAUAAUAUUUCUGUUAUUGUAUUGUUUUUAUUAUUAACGUUUAUUAAUCAAAGUUGUUAUUAUAUAUGUUACAAAUGUGUGCACUUUAACUCUAUGAUAAUAUUAUAUCCAAGCUAUUUUUCAUUGACAAAUAUGAAUCAACAUGCGAUAAUUUAUUUUGUUCUUGUGUGUUAGUACUAACACAUACAUUUACUUUUUGGAAUGGCGCAAACAUAAUACGCUACAUUAUUCACUUCUCAUUUGAAAUAUUGACCGUUUUAUAACACUGAUUACAAAUUACUUGGAAUUGUAGUUGCGGGUUUUACAAUAUAUUUAUUGGUAUCGUAUAAUUUAAAAGUAAACAAGAGUUUUUGUUUUUUUUUCUUUUCUUAUUUUAAUACAUUUCCAUGAAAUUUUAGUCGUAAAAAUGUUAAACUGAAUAUAAAAAAAUAAUUAUCUUUUGAGUAGACUAUUACUACAAAUGUCACAUUUUUGUGUUAUAUUUAUAGUUUACGUAAAUGUAAUAUUAAUUUUAUUAAAAUGUAAUAUAUAUUUCUUACUCCACACAUUAAGAUCAUAAACAACAUUUAUCCUACAAAGAAAUAAAAUGAACAAAACGUUUUCUUAACGUUAAAAUUCUGAUUAAUUUACGGUAAUAAUAAUGCUAAUGUUACCUUCAAAACACAGCAUUCUGUAAUGUUAUGUUUUAUCACAUUGAUGUAUUACUACAAUCAGCAGAAUUAUUCUGUAAGAACGAACUUGUAACUCACUCAAUACAAAUACGUGAUUUUUCAAAAAUUCAAUGCAAAAUAAAAAUAAUUGUAACAGUUAAAAGAUACACGCGUUAAUUUCAUAACUUCUAAAGUCGAUUUUCAAAAUUUUACGAGUGAGAUAUGGAGUGAGUUCUACAGAAUAGUAUUGCUGACAUCGAAAGCGACAUUCAUGACGUAUAACAUUUUUUCUGUGUCGUUAUUUUUUGCUUAUUUAGUAUUUCAAUGAUAAUAUCCUACACGAUUAAAAGCAAUUAUCAUUACCAUAUAAAGAAGUGGCUUAUAUAUUUUGUUAUUAUAUAUAAUGUAUACAACGAACAUAGGUACAUAGUAUUUUAAUUUGUCGAAAAUCAAGUUGGUCGUUAGCAUUCAUAUGAACAAUGUCAACUGCGUAUGUGUUUUUUCCCCAUGUUUUUUUAUUGAGCAUUUGGCUCGAUCUUAACUCGAAUAAUUAUUAGGUUCUUCAAUUUAAAAUAUCUUGUUUGAUUUGAGAACGUUGCCUUCCUCAUAAUAUAUCGUAAUAUAUUGCGGUUAUAUAAAUAAGUAUUGUUCCUCGUUCAGUCAUUAGAUGACGAAUUAUUUUGUCGUUUACCCAAAAGAUACGAGAUAGAAAAACAUGCCAUUAGUAAUAUAAGAAAUGAAAUAACAAGGAAAUGAAAAGAAUUCCGUAAGACAUAUUGUUCAAACACAUCUUAAACUCAUACAUUUUAGUCUUGGAAAUCAAUCAGAAGUGAAACGCUUACUUAUAUUAUUGUAUACGUUUGUAUAGUUACGUCUUUUUCUUUUGAAAGUCAAAUUACUGAUGAUAGAAAGAGACAAAUCGGUGGAAAUUUAAUAUAUUCACACGCAAAUCUAUGUUUAUUAAUAAUUUUGUUUUGUUUUACAAAAUAUAUUAUAGAAAUCAGAAAUUGACUGAAGCAACUAGAAUUAAAGACGUAUAAACUAUAAUAUUAUCCAACAAUUUGUUCAGUCAGUUUGUCAGUCCUGUUUAUUUUUUUAUUGACCGAAAUUGAAAGACAAAUUUGUCGUAAAAAUGUCGCGUGUUAUGUUUGCGCAGGCCCUAAUUUAUUUUUAUUAUUGUACGUGUUAUUUGAAGUCACAUAGCGUAAAUGAUUGUUACAUCUUGCCUUACCUUGUAUUUUGUACAACUUUUUCAAAUGAAAAUGAUUUUAUCGUUUCAAUUCCGCUUGUAAUAAUAAGGGCUAGUGUAUGUGAUUGUUAUAUUUUUAACUUUUUAUUUUUAAGAUUUUAUUUGUAUUUCAUUGAUUAUCGCAAGUUCUAUGAGAAUAACAUAUGUAUAUAGAUAGAUAGUUACUACAAAAUAUCUUGCUUGUAAAUAUGUACAAUAAAGAAACAAUUUAAAUAA